AUGCCGCGCGCACCCCGUUGCCGGGCCGUGCGCGCCCUGCUACGCAGCCGCUACCGCGAGGUGCUGCCACUGGCGACAUUCGCACAGCGCCUGGGGGCCGAGGACAGGCGGCUGGUGCGGCGCGGGGACCCUGCGGCCUUCCGCGCGCUGGUGGCCCAGUGCCUGGUGUGUGUGCCCUGGGGCGCGCCACCGCCCCCCACGGCCCCUUCCUUCCGCCAGGUGUCUUGCCUGAAGGAGCUGGUGGCCAGGGUCGUGCAGCGGCUCUGCGAACGCGGCGCGAGGAACGUGCUGGCCUUCGGCUUCGCGCUGCUGGACGAGGCCCGCGGCGGGCCGCCCAUGGCCUUCACGACGAGCGUGCGCAGCUACCUGCCCAACACGGUCACUGAUACGCUGCGCGGCAGCGGCGCCUGGGGGCUUCUGCUGCAGCGCGUGGGCGACGACGUGCUGGCCCACCUGCUGGCGCGCUGCGCGCUCUACCUGCUGGUGGCCCCGAGCUGUGCCUACCAGGUGUGCGGGCCACCGCUCUACGAGCUCUGCGUCCGGGACGCCAGCGGGCCGGGCCCGGGCUGUGGAACCCCGCGCGGAACCGUGGGGGGCACGAAGCGGCGUAGGCACAGCGCGGGCGAGCUGCACCCGUUGGCCAAGAGGCCCAGGCACAGCGUAGCCCUGGAGCCAGGGCAAGUACCACAGUCCUGGGCCCACCAGGGUAGGGCACGUGGGCAGAGUGACAACUAUCCCCCAGCAGUGACUCCUCGCCGGAGAGCCAUGUCUUCGGAGGGCGAGUCUUCUGGAACUCUUCGUUCUUCCACGCUGGGGGUCAAGGAGGGUGGGGCUGGCCCCUCAUCCACCCAGGCGCUACUGUCACUGCUUCCCCAGGCAUACGUGGAGACCAAGCGUCUCCUCUACUGCCCGGGGGCCAAGGAGCGGCUGCCCAGCACCUUCCUCCUCAGCUCCCUGCAGGGCAGUCUGACUGGGGCCCGCAGGCUCGUGGAGACUAUCUUCUUGCGCGCCAAGCCGGCGUGGAGGAGGAAGCCGCCUCGGCGCCUGACCCCGCGCUAUUGGCGAAUGCGGCCCCUGUUCCAGGAGCUGCUUGAGAACCACGCGCGGUGCCCCUACGGCGCGCUCCUCAGGACGCACUGUCCGAGGCUGGGUUCGGCCAUGGCCACUCCUGCAGGUCCCGGCGGGGCGAGUACUGGGACCCCGGAACAGCCCCCGGGGCCUGCGGUGUCGGCUGCCCCCGAGGAGGACACUGGCCUGCGGUGCGUGGUCCAGCUGCUCCGCCAGCACAGCAGCCCCUGGCAUGUGUACACGUUUGUGCGGGCGUGUCUUCACCGGCUGGUGCCCCGCGGCCUCUGGGGCUCCAGCCACAACAAGUGCCGCUUCCUCAGGAAUGUGAAGACAUUCAUGUCUCUGGGGAAGCACGCCAAGCUCUCCCUGCAGGAGCUGAUGUGGAAGAUGAAAGUGCAGGACUGUGAGUGGCUGCAGCGGAGUCCAGGGGAUUAUGCUGUUCCGGCCUCGGAGCACCGUUUGAGAGAAGAGAUCUUGGCCAAGUUCCUGUUCUGGCUGAUGGACACCUACGUGGUUGGGCUGCUCAGGGCCUUUUUCUACGUAACCGAGACCAUGUUUCAGAAGAACAGGCUUUUUUUCUUCCGGAAAAGCGUCUGGAACAAGUUGCAAAGCAUUGGAAUCAGACAACACUUCAACAAAGUACGGCUGCGAGAGUUAUCCGAAGAGGAGGUCCAGCGAUGCCAGCAGGCCAAGCCUUCUCUUCUGACCUCCAAGCUGCGCUUCGUUCCCAAACCCCAGGGCCUUCGGCCAAUUGUAAACAUGGACUAUGUCGUGGGAGCCAGAACCUUCCGCAGAGAGAAGAAGGCUCAGCAUUUCACCUCACAGAUGAAGAACCUGUUCAGCGUGCUUAACUACGAGCGGGCCCUGCGGCCGGGCCUGCUGGGGGCCUCUGUGCUGGGCAUCGACGACGUGUACAAGGCCUGGCGGGCAUUCGUGCAGCGGGUGCGGGCCCGAGACCCUGGGCCCCGGCUGUACUUCGUCAAGGUGGAUGUGACGGGGGCUUAUGACGCCAUCCCUCACAACAAGCUGGUGGAAGUGAUCGCCAACGUGAUUAAGCCCCAAGAGAACAUAUACUGCAUCAGACGUUAUGCUGUGGUCCAGAAAACCGCCCAGGGGUACAUUCGGAAAUCCUUCAAAAGACACGUCUCCACCUUAGCGGACCUCUUGCCUUACAUGAAACAGUUCGUGGAGCAUUUGCAGGAGACAAGUUCACUGAAGAAUGCCAUCAUCAUCGAGCAGAGCUCCUCCUUAAACGAGCCCGCCAGCGGCCUUUUCGAUUUCUUCCUGCACUUGGUGCACAACAACGUCAUAAAGAUCCGGGGCAAGUACUACAUCCAGUGCCAGGGGAUCCCACAAGGCUCCAUGCUGUCCACUCUGCUUUGUAGCUUCUGCUACGGAGACAUGGAGAACAAGCUGUUUUCUGGAAUCCAGCAGGAUGGGUUGCUCUUGCGUCUGGUUGAUGAUUUUUUGUUGGUGACACCGCAUCUAACACAAGCUAAAGCCUUUCUCAGUUACGCACGGACCUCAAUCAAGGCGAGUCUUGUCUUCAAUCACGGCUUCAAGGCCGGAAGAAACAUGCGUCGCAAGCUCUUUGCAGUCUUGCGGCUGAAGUGUCACGGUCUGUUUCUGGAUUUGCAGGUGAACAGUCUUCAGACAGUUUACAUCAAUGUUUACAAGAUCUUUCUCCUGCAGGCCUUCAGGUUCCAUGCCUGCGUGCUCCAGCUCCCAUUCAAUCAGCAAGUUGGAAAGAAUCCCUCGUUUUUCCUCAGGGUCAUCUCUGACACGGCCUUAUGCUGCUACUCCAUUGUGAAAACCAAGAACGCAGGGAUGUUGCUGGGUGCUCCUGGAGCCAUGGGACCAUUCCCUUCUGAGGCGGCCCGCUGGCUCUGCCACCAUGCCUUCCUGCUCAAACUGGCCCGCCACCGAGUCACCUAUAAGUGUCUGUUGGGGACACUCAAGACAACCAAGAUGCAGCUGGGCCGCAAGAUCCCGAAGGCCACAAUGGCCCUGCUGGAGGCCGCCACCACCCCGUCCCUGUGCAGCGAAUUCAAGACCAUCCUGGACUGA
Trichechus manatus latirostris (Florida manatee) is the source of this 3135-nucleotide messenger RNA. It is a transcript of the gene TERT, whose product is annotated as telomerase reverse transcriptase. The record is from RefSeq and is a predicted model, not a curated record. Gene Ontology annotation, cellular component: telomerase catalytic core complex. Bases 1 to 3135 code for a protein of 1044 amino acids. Gene Ontology annotation, molecular function: telomerase RNA binding; telomeric repeat DNA binding. Gene Ontology annotation, biological process: telomere maintenance via telomerase. The transcript has 15 exons. Lineage: Eukaryota; Metazoa; Chordata; Mammalia; Sirenia; Trichechidae.